CAGAUGGCCUUUGGGGUCCCCGGUCCCAACUCUGGGAUUCAUUAAACCCUGCCUGGGGAUUUUGCAAACGAGCCUCUUUUCCGUUGACGAGGAUCGCUAUGGAGACGACAAGCAAGCAAACAAACAAAACAACGGCAAGCGGAGGAGCAGUUAAGGGAGAAGACGGAGAGAAGGACGAGAUCGAAAGCUCGAUUACGGGGAUCCGUCAUUACUAAUCGAAUAGGGAAAAACCGACAAUGGAAGCCAUGGCGAAGCUGAGGGGCAAGUGCUUGGAAAGAGGGGCCUCGGGCAUCAAGGGCCUGGCCAGGUUUUUCCGCAUCCUGGACGACAACGGGAGCCGUUCGCUGGACCUGGAGGAAUUCCGGAAAGGCCUGGCCGAGGCCGGGGUGGCCCUGGAGGCGGGAGAAGCCGAAGAGGUUUUCCGCCUCUGCGACAAAAACAAGAGCGGGACCCUCGACUUCGAGGAGUUCCUGGAAGCCCUGCGGCCCCCCAUGUCCAAGGCCCGGACGGAGAUCAUCGGGGCGGCCUUCCGCAAGCUGGACCGGACGGGCGACGGGGUGGUGACGGUGGAGGACCUGCGGGGGGUCUACGACGGGCGCCGGCACCCCAAGUUCCGGAGCGGGGAGUGGAGCCAGGAGCAGGUCUUCCGGGCCUUUCUGGACAGUUUCGACUCCCCCAACGACAAGGACGGGAAGAUCACGGCUGAAGAGUUCCUCAACUACUACAGCGGCGUUAGCGCCUCCGUCGACAGCGACGACUACUUCGUGGAGAUGAUGAAGGCGGCCUGGAAGUUGUAGUGCGGACGCGUCCCUGGAAAGUAGAACAAAGUGAGCUUAGCACGGGUUGCCUCUGGAGUACGACCGUUUUUCUGUUAUACGUAAAUAAAGCGCAACAGCC
This is a messenger RNA of Anolis carolinensis (green anole), 897 nucleotides long. It is a transcript of the gene caps, whose product is annotated as calcyphosine. The record is from RefSeq and is a predicted model, not a curated record. Bases 237 to 797 code for a protein of 186 amino acids. Gene Ontology annotation, molecular function: calcium ion binding. Gene Ontology annotation, cellular component: vesicle. The transcript has 4 exons. NCBI's taxonomy places the organism in Eukaryota, Metazoa, Chordata, Lepidosauria, Squamata, Anolidae.